Molecule: messenger RNA, 3165 nt
Organism: Closterium sp. NIES-65
Lineage: Eukaryota; Viridiplantae; Streptophyta; Zygnematophyceae; Desmidiales; Closteriaceae
Source: the annotation of a GenBank genome assembly
AUGGCACUGCGCGCGGCCCCCAGGCUCCGCGCGCUGCAUUCCGCCGUGCUGCGCGCCCCGCCUUCCCCCGCCGCCUCCCCCCCCCUCGCUCUGUUUCCGCCCGCCGUAGAGGCUUGGGGCUUUGGGUUGCGCGCGGCUGUUCCGCGCACGGGGCAAGGGCGGAAGGGCAGCCGAGCAGGGGAAGCCGCCGUUACGGUCGGAUCGGGUGGAGGGUUUGUUGCGCGAGCGAAGGACAGUGGCAGCAGCGGCGGCAAGAGCGGCAGUAGGGGUAGCAGCAGAAGCGUUGGCAGCAGAUCUAGCGGCAGCAGCGGGCGGGGCAAACGCGUCGAGGGGCACGGGCGCAGUGGCGGAUGGGCGCAAGGGGGCAGGUCGGACGGGGGCCGCGGUUGGCGGCAGGGCGGGGGGAGGACGGAUUUUGACCGCGCUGACGGCGAGAACAGGGGCUUAUCGCGCGAAUGGGGAGGUGUUUCUGCGGAGAAGGAGCGGGAGGUCGCGCGCGGCCCGUCGCUUUCCCGAGGAGUGUGCCCUCCGCGACCGGAGAGAGGCGGGGCGCGGGAGCGCGCGGAAAGAGGGGAUAGAGAGGGUUUAGGGGCAGGAGAGAGCAACGGGGAGCAGCGUCGCGGGGAGGCGCGCGAGGGGCGCCGGCAAAGGGGCGCAAGGGCGCAGGCUGGGCGGGCGGAAGGGGGAGGGGGGGGAAGAAGGGUGGGAGGCGAGGGGGAGUUCCACCACUGGUGGGGGCGCAAGGGCAAGGACGCGUGGCAGCGCGGGGUGGGGGAGGGAGCGAUAGAGAAGAUGCAGGAGGCGUGGGAGAAGGGGACGUGGGGCGGGGAGAAGCUGGGCACGUGGGCGCGCAAGAAGCUGAAGCAGGGGUAUGGGUGGCGCGCCAAGGCGGCCGUGAAGGAGUGGGAGCUGAUGGAGGCGCGGUGGAUGCAGGAGGACAGGGCGCGCCUGCUGGCGGAAUUCAACGUGGUGUGGGACGAGGGGCGCGGGGCGCACGGUGGGGGAGAGGGGGGCAUCGUGGGCAUGGUGGGAGAGGUAGAUGGAAGGGAGGAGAAGAGUGUGUGGGGCGGGGUGGAAGGGGAGGGGAGUGAUGGGAGUGAUGGGGCCGGGAUGGCAGGAGGGGAGGUGGAGAAUGGGGGAGAGGGUGUGGUGGGGGGAAGGGAGCGGAAAGGGGGGAGGCGGAGGAGGAAUGAGGAGUUUGUGCGGUUGAUGGAGGGUGGUGCUGGGGAGAGCAUGAGAGAUGCGCGCAUGCAGGGUGGGGAUAGUAGCGAUGGCAGUCGUAGUAAUGACAGCAACAGCAGCGACACUGUCCGUGAGAGAUCGAGUGAGAGCACCGAAGGCACCGGCGGGAGCAGCCGCAUAAGGGAGCGGGUUUUCCGAGCCGUGGAGAUCGACAGGGCGGCAUUUGUUCGGCAGUUUGUGGUGCCGGGGCUGAGAGUGCCGCCCGCCUCGUGUGGGCCGCUGGUGAAGCAGCUGGCGGCAGCAGGGUGCCUGCUGGACUGGCCUCGCCUUAAGAACGUGGCUCGCGUGGCAGGGGAUGGGGGGGAUGGGGAGGGUGGUGGGGAUUGGGGGGAUGUGGGGAAUGGGGGGCAGGUUGAGGGCCGAGGGGUUCGAGGCGGGCUGGGGGUAGAGGAGAAGAAAAACGGAGGGCCGAACACGAAGGGGGGUGGAAGAAGGGAAGACGAGGGCAUGGCACAGGUGAAGUUGGUGGGUGCAGUGGCCUUGCCUGAUGGCCUCCCCUGGCGCGCCCCCCCACCACUGUCCCUCCCCACCCAUGACAGCAGGCAUGGCAGGCAAGCCAGUCGCAUCCUGCUGCUCCGAGAGGACCUUCUGCACUCACCCGCUCACAUGCUGCCACCUGUGCUUCAGACCAUCCUUGGCAUGCCAUCAACCCCUGCUGGGGCGCACAGCGUGGAGCAUGGUCCGCCCACCAUGACUCGUGAGGAUGAGCAUGAGCCAUGGCAUCAUGGUACCACCCAGGGGCAUGAAGGUGCACAGCACGGCGAGCGCCAGCGCAACCAUGGAGUUAGCCGCGGGGAAGGCCGCAGGGAUGGUGUGGUGGAGGGGGCAGAGCUGGUGGCGUGUGCGGUGACGGUGGGGUAUGAGUACUGGACGGCGGAGGACAUUCUCACACACGUGCUGCCACCGCAUGUGCCCGUGCCCACGUCGUUUGAGAGCGUGGGGCACAUCGCGCACCUGAACCUGCUCGACGUGCACCUGCCCUACAAGUACCUUAUUGCGCAGUCAACCCCACGUCAAGGCAUCCGCACCCCACUCAUGUCCCCACCACAAUCAUAUCCCCAUGUCCCUGUGCUCCCUCCUUCCCAACGCACUCCACCCUUCCCCGUCAAUCUCUCUCUCUGCCUCCCUAAUCCCCCAACACCCCUUGCAACCCCCUUUCCUCCAUCCACCCAUCCUCCAUACAAGGUGCUCUUGGACAAGCACAAGCCGCGCAUCCUGUCGGUGGUGAACAAGACGGCGGCCAUCCACGCGGUGUACCGCACCAUGAAGCUCGAGCUGCUGGCGGGCAGCUUCCGCCUCAUCACCACCGCCAGGGAGAGCGGCCUCACCUUCAAAGUCGACUUCGCCCGCGUCUAUUGGAACUCUCGUUUGGCCACGGAGCGAGCUCGCCUCGUCUCAACCUUCUCGUCAGCCGAUGUUGUCUGCGAUGUGUUCGCGGGAGUGGGGCCGAUCGCAGUGGCGGCAGCGAAGCGCGUGAAGCGCGUGUAUGCCAACGACCUCAACCCCUCCGCACUCACCUUCCUCGCUCAAAACAUCAUUGGCAACCGUGUGGACGGCAAAGUCGAGAUAUUCAAUCUGGACGGCCGUGAUUUCAUCAGGCACCUGCUCUCACUGCCCCGCCCUGUGCACAUGACGCGGAUCGUCAUGAACCUGCCUGCAGACGCCAUCGAGUUCCUCGAUGUUCUCAAGGGGGCUUUUCCUCUGGGAAAGUGGGGCACCAGGACCCCUCCGCCCCUCAUCCAUGUGUAUGCAUUCUCCAAGGCCGCUGACCCUGAGCUAGAGCUAUCACAGCGCAUAUCAGCAGCGCUGGGCGGCACUGUCACGGGCAUUGACUUCCACAGGGUGCGUCUCGUGGCGCCCUCCAAGUGGAUGUUUUGCUGCUCCUUCCGCCUACCUCCCGCUGUAGCAUUUGAUUCCUGGUGA